Molecule: messenger RNA, 1226 nt
Organism: Hevea brasiliensis (rubber tree)
Lineage: Eukaryota; Viridiplantae; Streptophyta; Magnoliopsida; Malpighiales; Euphorbiaceae
Product: fasciclin-like arabinogalactan protein 12
Exons: 1
Coding region: 129-938 (269 amino acids)
Source: RefSeq, a predicted model, not a curated record
UUCUAUCUCCACCACAAUAUAAACCCCUCUCUAUCCUCUCUUUACACAUCAAGCACUUGCACAAGUACUAGCUAGAGCUGGUUUAAUUCCUUGUACAUUUUUGCAUUUGUUCCGGCUCCAUUACAAAUAUGAAGCAGCAAUCUUUCGUCUUAUUUUCACUUCUAAUUAUCUUCAUUCAUUGCACUAUCACUCUAGCUCAGUCUCCGGCUGCUGCACCAGCACAAGGACCCGUGGCUGCAUCCCCACCUCCUCCACUCAUAACACAGACACCAGCUGCAACCCCAGCACAGCCAGCUUCAGUGCCUGCUCCCACCAACGUCACUAAAAUCCUUGAAAAGGCUGGCCACUUCACUGUCCUCAUCCGCCUUCUAAAAUCCACUCAAGAGGAAAACCACUUACUCACUGUCCUCAACAAUUCAAACAAUGGUCUCACCAUCUUUGCGCCAACCGAUGGCGCGUUUUCUACUCUUAAAUCAGGCACUCUCAACUCCCUAACAGAUGAAGAGAAGUCUGAGUUGGUGAAGUUUCAUGUAGUUCCUACAUUUCUAUCAACUUCCCAAUUCCAGACUGUGAGUAACCCAGUAGGAACAGAGGCUGGAAGUGGUGGUCGCGUAGCUCUCAACUUUACUACUUAUCCCAAUUCAGUGAACAUCAAUACAGGACUUACCAAUACAAGCAUUUCUGGCACCGUAUACACAGAUAACCAGCUAGCCAUUUACAGGGUCGACAAGGUGCUGCUUCCUAUGGACAUAUUUACUCCUAAGCCUCCAUCUCCUGCACCAGGACCAGCACCAGAGAAAAAGCCCAAGAAGGAGACUCCUGUAGCUGAGACUCCCGUUGUUUCUACUACUGUGAAUACGUCUGGUGCAGUAAGUUCUGCACAUUAUCAUGUGAUGCUUCUUGGAGUUGGUAUAGUUGCUGCAAUAUUUUCUUUAUGAUAAUGCAAAACAAGAAGGGGUUUUGGGUUUCAUUUUUCUGAAUCGGAUUGAAUGGUACUGGUGAUCAGCAUUGUGAGUGCUCUUGAAUAAUUACCAAUUUUCCUUUCAGUCCUAUUUGUAUCGCCCAAAUAUGAUUAUUUAAUUAGGAUUGAGUUUGAGGUUCUAUCCCUUUUUCUCUCUCUUUCCAGUUCCAUGUGUAUGGGAAGCUGUAAUAAACAUUGAGUCAUGUAUUAAUAUUCUUAUUAAUUAAUCGUUUUCUUUUUAAUAUAACUAUAAUGUCUUUGGUUA